AUGAAUAACACUAUUCAUAUAAAAAUAUCUGUCCAACUUGCAAAGCUAUUAGUGAUACUUUAUAAUCUUCUAAAGAAGGAAAUGAUUCAAAUCAUCUUCAAAUUGCCAACAAUUUUUUGAGGUUAAAAAUUUUUAGGAAUUAUUUGGGCCGAAAGAAGGCGACAUUACUUGGUUGCUUUCUAUUUUGUGAAAAGGUUCACCGAGUUGUAAGGGCACAAGAAGUUUGCAUGUCGUUCUUUUUUCAAAGGAAUUGGCAGAGUUUUCUGGAAGGUAGAGAUACGGUUUGUUCGAAGAGUCUGCAGCGUACAGCAAGUUAGUAUCCUUUGGGUUCUGGUGGGAUUUCGUCGAACAUAUACUGGAAGCGCAAGCCAAGUGCUUAGAGUUACCUUUUAUUCAGUACCCCUGGAGAGUACGGUUGAGUUGGACAAUUGUUGUUCGAAUUGUACGAGGCUAGUGGUUUGACUAGGAAGUUGAGAGCAUGGCAAGCGAUAUCACAAACAUUACUGGAGGGGAUGACCUCUUUAACCGCUACAAAAUGCCACGUAUUGUGGCCAAAGUAGAAGGUCGCGGUAAUGGGAUAAAGACUCGAAUAGUAAACUGCGGUCAAGUAGCAAAGGCCUUACACCGCCCUCCAAGUUACGUUUGCAAGUUCUUUGGAUGUGAACUUGGCGCACAAACAAAAAUAGAAGAAAAGUCAGACGUCUAUAUAGUUAAUGGAGCACAUGAACAGCAGGUAUUGAUGGAGGUUUUGCAAAAGUUCAUCAAGAUGUUCGUGCUGUGUGCCAACUGCAAUCUCCCUGAAACGGACUUGCAGGUGGACAAGAAAGGGAACAUCAAACAAGUUUGUGCUGCUUGCGGUCACAGUGAACUUGUGAAUAUGGCACACAAACUAUGUACUUUUAUUCAAAAUCACCCUCCUGAAGGAAAGAGCACUUCGAAGAAAGAGGCAAGGAAAAAGAAGAAAGAAGAAGUUGACGUCAUAAAGAAGAGUUCCAGAUCACGUAAGAAGAAAACAGAAGAUGAUACACAAUCCAAAAGAUCUUCUAGGAGCAACCAAACUUCAAGCCAAGACAGUAAUGAAGAAGAAGUUGAGGAAAAUGGUGUAGAGAACGACAGCCUUGAAACAAAUGUGUUACCCCCAGGUGGAUUAGGCAACGCUAAUCUUGAUGAAUUGGCAGAAAACGCCGCAAAGAGUCUCGUCAUAAGCUCUACUAAUUCGCCCAAGCAGUCCAAACCAGGGAAAAAUGAAGGAGAUGAUCAUUUGCAAUGGUCUGCAGAUACAUCCAAAGAAGCUGUAAAGGCAAGACAGGCAGAGGCGGCAGCAGCAGCAAAAGUUUUGGAAGGUUUGACGGAAUCCAAGAAGAAGAAAGGUACUGUUCCUGUCGAGAACGAUAGGAAAGAAGAUCCAAUAGCAUCUUUGCGGGAGUUCAGCACAAAUCACAGUGUUCCAGUAAUAGCAGAGAAAGUACUAGAAUGGUUCCCUUCCAAUGAAAGCUCACUGGCGGAUCAAACAGAACAAGUCUUACGGUCUUUGUUGAGAAGCGAGGAUGUGAAAGCAAAAGGAUUAGAAAGCAAGGUUCAAAUGAUUGCUGGAGUUAUCCGUGCUUUGGCAGCGUCUGGAGGUAACUCACAAGUUCCUGUUGAAAUCCAGUGGAAGAUGUGUAACUACACGGAAGAAUUAUGUGCAAACUUGGCCAAGGUUCCGGUAGCAGUUCUUUUAAAAGUGCUUUAUGAUGAAGAUGUGGUAGAAGAAGAUAUAAUACUAAAAUGGUAUUAUACUGAAAGCAAAACAAAGAGCGGAAAGCUUGCUAGGACUAAUGCUUCUGCGUUGAUUGAAUGGUUGGAGAAUGCUGAGUCGGAAAGUGAUUCUUCAGCUUGAUUGCUUGGGUUGAAAGUAUUGUGUGAUUUGUUGAUCCAACUUGUGGAAUAAAGUGCGUUUCAAGAAA
This is a messenger RNA of Galdieria sulphuraria, 1946 nucleotides long. Its product is annotated as translation initiation factor eIF-5. Gene Ontology annotation, molecular function: translation initiation factor activity; eukaryotic initiation factor eIF2 binding; GDP-dissociation inhibitor activity. Gene Ontology annotation, cellular component: cytosol. The record is from RefSeq and is a predicted model, not a curated record. Gene Ontology annotation, biological process: translational initiation; formation of cytoplasmic translation initiation complex; formation of translation preinitiation complex. The coding region runs from base 479 to 1879 and encodes 466 amino acids. The transcript has a single exon. Lineage: Eukaryota; Rhodophyta; Bangiophyceae; Galdieriales; Galdieriaceae.